CGAUGGUUAUCGAUUGAAUUUUUAGGUUAUGUGGCAUUCAUUUGUUAAAAAUUAUUAAAAUUAAAAAUAAAAAUUGAUGUCGAAACGAAAUAAUUUUUCAAUCAGAAGCAUUACGGUUCGAUUUAGUAGCAAGUUAAUAUUUCAAAUUUCUCCCAUGUCACAGGUUCAAGCCAAUAUAAAAUUAUAAACAUCAGAUAACUAUUUCAAUCCGCCUAAAGAAUUGUUUGGCUACAAGGGAAGAGUGUCGCAGAAGCCCUAAAAUGAAUCAAUCUUUGAAAUCCUGUGCAGCAUCAUGGACGACUCCAGCAAAUUCCAGCAAAUGCAAGAUGAAAUGUCUAGGUUCGAGGCGGAGAUCUCAGGCUCGGAGUUGGUGACCAUACGGCCUGUGAUUGGUGCAGCUACAUUUGGAGUGGUACAACAACAACUAGAGCGUGCCUUACCUCCACCUCCACCCCCACCAGCACUGCUGCAAUCGUUUGACGUCAUGGGAGCUAGACUGAUGUACCCGACUGUACCCCCGCCACCACCACCACCUUCUAUGAACCCUAUGAUGGUGCCUGCUUCAGUGCAACGCCUCCGUCCUCCUGGAAUUCCAGAAGGGUUUCCAGGCCCCAUGCCGUACAUGCGCCCAGGGCUCCCAGGUCCGCAGCUGGCGCCGCCGCCGCCGCCCAAACCCCAGCCUAUAGUGCUGUCGGCAGCACCCAAACUGUACAAGCAGCCUAAGGAGGAUGAGACUAAGAAAGAGAAAAGUGAAAGCAAGAAAAGGAAACGUGAGCGCCCUCCGUCCCCGCCGCCCAAGGUAGAGCCGGAAGUGAUAGAGGUGCCGCCCCCCGCCCCGCCGCCGCCGCCCGUCGUCGCCGUGCCGGAGACCACCGCGCCCAAAGCCAAGAAGGAGAAGAAACAUCGGAAGGUGGUUCGUACGGCAGGCGGCCAGGUUUGGGAGGACGUCACACUGUUGGACUGGCCGGACGAUGACUUCCGAAUGUUCUGCGGGGACCUGGGCAAUGACGUCACUGAUGAACUUCUUACGCGCACUUUCGGCAAGUACACGUCGUUUCAAAGAGCUAAAGUGAUACGCGACAAGCGCACCAACAAGAGCAAAGGCUUCGGCUUCGUCAGCUUCAAGGACCCCGGCGACUUCAUCAAGGCCAUGAAAGAGAUGGACGGUCGCUAUGUGGGCAGUCGACCAAUCAAAUUGCGCAAAAGCUCGUGGAAGAACCGCUCCUUGGACAUCGUGCGCAAGAAAGAGAAGGAGAAAGCCGCCCUCCUCUCUCUUCUCAUGUCGGGAAACAAGAGCUGAUAGUACUUGUGACAUGUGAGCAUUGGUCGAGUUUCAUCGCCAGAGGUGCAAGGCACAGUGGCAGAGUGGAGCGGAAUUUUUUGAAAACUAAACUCUGUUAGUGUGUUUUGCACCUUAGUUUUAUUUUAUUUAGUUAAUUAUUAUUAUUAUAGUUGCAUAAUAAAGGAUCUAAUAAGUA
Molecule: messenger RNA, 1478 nt
Organism: Maniola jurtina (meadow brown)
Lineage: Eukaryota; Metazoa; Arthropoda; Insecta; Lepidoptera; Nymphalidae
Product: RNA-binding protein 42
Exons: 8
Coding region: 293-1300 (335 amino acids)
Molecular function (GO): mRNA binding
Source: RefSeq, a predicted model, not a curated record